AUGGGCAGCAGCGGCGUCCUCGGGCGGCUCCUGCAGAAGGAAGGAGGCAGCGGUGAGACCGCGGCGGCGACAGGGGCGGCCCGGCGGCGGCCUCGGCCGCGUGUCCCAGCGCGCGAGGAUAGGACCGGCGGAGGGAGGCCGCAGGCACCGAAGACUUCGCGCCGGGCGUUGCUCUGCCUCCGCACAUCACGGGCCCGGGCACCGCACCGCCCGGGCCCGCCAAGAACGGGAGGCGCCCCAGGAUCCCGUCCGGAGCUGAAGAAGAAGCUCUUCAAGCGGCGCCGCGUCCUGGGCAGGGAGAAGCGGAGGCGGCGGCGGAUCGUGGGGGCGGUGGUGGACGAGGGACUUAUCACCAUCCACCACCUGCGGAAGCGCCUGUCGAGCCCCCGGGCAAACAUCACCCUCUCGGGGAAGAAGCGGCGGAAGCUGCUGAAGCAGCUCCAGCACAACGCGAAGGAGAAGGCAGCCAUGCAAGUUGAUGUUGCCCCGAAGCCGGCAGAGGUGAAUAAAGUUGCCAGGUCUGGCCGGAAGAGAUGGAAAUUGAGAGUCUCUGAGGACGUGGAGAUGACGGACGUAGAGGCUAUUUCUGAAGCGAGGAGCUGAAUCCUCUCCGACGCCUGGACGUGCGCCACUGGCUGCUUCUCCACCACCCUCUGCUGUGCUGUGGUGGGGGGAAGGAGGGCAGUGUGUUUGCGACCCAGCCGGUGCUGGGGUCACUGUGCCGGGUGCAGAGCGAACGGGCUCCUGCUGGUUGUCUGCGGGCUGAUGCAACUGGCAGCCCCCCGGGACGGGGAAUGGGCUGUGAAAUAAAAGAUGUGGGGGAGGC
Messenger RNA from Dromaius novaehollandiae (emu), 826 nucleotides. RefSeq names its product chromosome 35 C11orf98 homolog (gene C35H11orf98). The record is from RefSeq and is a predicted model, not a curated record. The transcript is spliced from 4 exons. Bases 1 to 603 code for a protein of 200 amino acids. Lineage: Eukaryota; Metazoa; Chordata; Aves; Casuariiformes; Dromaiidae.